Paramormyrops kingsleyae is the source of this 4087-nucleotide messenger RNA. RefSeq names its product vascular endothelial growth factor C-like. Gene Ontology annotation, molecular function: growth factor activity; chemoattractant activity; vascular endothelial growth factor receptor 3 binding. Gene Ontology annotation, biological process: induction of positive chemotaxis; positive regulation of mast cell chemotaxis; sprouting angiogenesis. NCBI's taxonomy places the organism in Eukaryota, Metazoa, Chordata, Actinopteri, Osteoglossiformes, Mormyridae. The record is from RefSeq and is a predicted model, not a curated record. Gene Ontology annotation, cellular component: membrane.
UAACAUGCCAUACCUGCUAAACACGGACUGCUAACCGCUAAUGUGCCAUACCCGCUAAACAUGGAUGGACACAGAGGGGCAUGUAUACAGAAGCGAGCUGAUCACUGUCCUUCUCCCGAUUUGAGGCACUUCCCUAAAUCUCUGGAUACAGUGUGACUUCUGCUGUGCUGCAGGGCAUGUGGCAGCUUGUCCUGGCCGACAGGGGCUUGUCACAUGCUAAUACAUGUGUUUCACGCAUGUUAAAUGUGCACCUCUUUCAGCAUGUCCUGCUACUUUUUACGCAGACGUCUUCCCUCUCUUUUAACCAGGCACGUUGUGGGUGGGGGAUGCCCAAAUGGUUGAAGGUGUCCCCUUUCUUCAUCACCGACAAUUAAGCAUCUCCCCCAGGAAGAGCACCUACGUAUCUCCGCAGCCCUGCUUGUAUUGGCCCUGCAGCUCUGUGCUCAUGCUUCCAUCUUCCUAUAAGGAUUACGUCUCCCAGAAUCGACUCCAAGUUCUCUUUGGUCCUCACCUUCGCCAGUCUGCUGUCAGCUUUCUCCUUAGAGCAGAAAUUGCACAAAUACUGUAAGUAAAAUGACCUCUGGGGAUAAACCGCCAUGCUGCCAGUUGUUUAUGUCACUGAAGCGCUGCCUUUCAUUUCCCUUCGAGUGUCUGAUCGACUUUGUUUUGAUGUUCUCUGGAAGGGGAAGCAAUAAUCUAAUAGCAGAAUAGUGUUACCGGGGAGGAAUGCCUGGUUACAUCAGCAUAUCCAGGCUUCUAGGGAUGUGCGUUUUUAUUACAGCUACUGAAAGAAAGAUAAGACAAAGUUUAUGAUCCCCGGGGGGAGGAAUUCUUGUAAAUUAAAACAAUUGGAAGAUUCAGAAGCCUGAGCCCCCCCUUCAGGGCUGACGGAUACACUGCUUCUGCUACAUGGGCAAACACAUUAAAUAAAUACAUAAUUAAUGAUUAAAAAACACACCCAUGCAUCUCCACAUUUGUUACCCAAGUCCCUUGUUCUGCCUGGAAUCUCAUUUUUCUCUUGAAGGCCAUAACGGAAUCCUGUCGCCUAAUCGAUUCUCUUCCCCGGAGAUUUAGGCUCUUGCAGACGGUUUUCCGGCAGAUUCACCUCAAACUGGGAAGUGGAGCGGAGGGAGAAGAACUCAAUAGGAAAACACAGUGACGUGCAACAGCCUUGGGGCAAAAGGAACGGAAAGGGGGAAGUGGGAAUGUAGUUCCCGGGAAAGGAUUAUUGGAGGGGCGAAGACGAGGCUAGAGGGUUUUAUCGCCAUGACAUGUUUCAUGGAGGAAAGUGGCCUUCAUUUUGGAGGAAAGUGGUCUUCAUUUUGGAGGAAAGUGGCCUUCAUUUUGGAGGAAAAUGCCUUUUUACGUGUUUUUAAAUGAAGCGGAUUAAACAAGUGGCCACAGUAGCCCUGAAACGCCCCCCCCCCCCUUUCCUGGUACUUUCACACCCGCAGAAGAAGGCCCCUCCCAGGUCUAUUCUCCUGCUCGCCUGUGUGUAAGUGUGUAUGCGUGUCUCACAGCGGACAGCCGCGUCCAAAAGAAAGCCCGAGAGCGGGAAGCGGACCCGACUUGCCAAGAUUGCCGCCGCAGCCGUCUGCCCGGAAUUCCUUCCCUUUUACACUCAAGACGAAACUUUUACAUCUCGGCUCCCGUCCGGACUUGCAGAGGAAAGCAUUGAGGGAGAGCCAGCGGGAGCGUCGCCGUCUGCAGACGCCCUUCUGAACGGCGCUGAUUUCUCGCGGAGCAGAGGCGGGAAGACACAGGGAGUAACAAACCAUGCCUGCCCCGGCGGGACAGCGAGAGACCAGGACCCUUCAGCGAGAAUGCUGAGCUCCGAUGCUCGCCUCAGAGGGUUCCCUUAUCUCGGCUCACAGGAGGGGCGUCUCACACUGGGAUGAAGGAAUUCAGCGCCCUGGGAUGAAAGAGUCGAGCAGGCAGCUUUGUUGAUCCACCCCCCCCUGCCCCCCUCCCGGCAUCAGUGCACUAUGUGGAUGUUAUCUUUAGCUUUAUGGAUUCUUGGUGUUUCGAAUCUCACUCAUGGGUCCCACGCAGACGAGCCGACCUUCGAGGACGGAGGUUCUCCUGGCCGUGGAUCUCCCUCUGAGGUUCUCCAUCCCUCCCGCAUGCAGCCGCCGCAGGCGUCCAGCCUGGAUGAGCUGCUGGAGAUGCUGUACCCGGAGUACAGCCUGGUGCAGGACUGUCUGCGCAGACGGAUGCACGGCGCCCCCUGGCGCAGCCACACCGCCACCGACGACAUGUGGGGAGAUCCUCGUGAGAUGGCACUCUACAAGUUCGACGGGACCUUCGAGGUCAUCAUGCAGGAGAUCCAGCGCACCGUGUGCCGGCCUCGGGAGGUCUGCCUGGAGGUGUCCAAGGAGAAUCCCGAGAGCACCAGCAACUUCUACCUGCCGAGGUGUGUGUCGGUGCACCGAUGUGGCGGCUGCUGCAACCACGAGGCCCUGUACUGCGGCAACACAAGCCACAGCCUCAUCAACAAGACCCUGGUGGAGCUGUCCCCCCCGCGGAUGGAGCGGUCCGUGAUCAUGGUGACGUUCGUCAACCACACGGCGUGCGAGUGUCAGGGGAAGAGACCACUGCACUCGAUAAUCCGGAGGGCGGCGGUCAGCCAUCGACCUUUGUGCUCCGAACCUGAUGUCCCGUGUGACCCUGGGUGGGAAUGGAACGCAGCUGGAUGCCAGUGCGUACCUGCGGGUACGCACCCCUCCCCCGCGCCUGUGCCGGCAGACCCCCUGGAUGCAGCCCUGCUGGCACUGUGCGGCCCCAACAAGGUGCUGGACGAGGGCCGCUGCGAGUGCGUCUGCGAGAACGGGCUGACGGAGGCCAGCUGCGGCGCAGGUUGGCGUUUGGACGCAGCCGCCUGCGAGUGCGUCUGCGACGGGCUGCCCGCCCCCGGCACCUGUCCUCCCAGCCAGCGCUGGGAGCCCGAGCUGUGCGGCUGCAUCUGCCGAGCCACCUGCCCACGCAGCCAGCCCCUCAACCCCGACACCUGCCUGUGUCAGUGCAGGGAGAGCGAGCGCAGCUGCCUGCUGCAGGGCAAGAAGUUCAACCGCGACAACUGCAGCUGCUACAGGCUGCCCUGCAGGACCCCGCGCCGGAAGUGCCCCCCCGGGCACUACUACAGCCCCUCUGUGUGCCAGUGCGUUCCCAACUACAUGAGGUCAGGGGAGUGGAACUGGGGUGGGCGCCGGGACUGACUGGCCUCGCUGUUGCUGCUCUCCCCCCCCCAGCACCCUUGGUUGCCCUGGGAGACCGGAUGUAAGGUUUUUUUUUUCUUUCUUUCAAAGAGCACCGCUCAAACUUUUGUGUGCCUGGUGGGACAGAAGUCGUCCCCCCCCCUGGGAAUCCGGGUAUGAGUGCUCAUUCCCAUGAGUGGGCGACUCCCCAGCUGCGUGCAGUAAAAACGCCACCCUUGGGGUGCAGGCUGCAUCCAGACGAUACAGGAAGGAACUGGAGGUCAUACUUCCAGCCCCUCGCAACAGGCUGAGAGGGGGAGGCAUCUCUGUUCUGGGAUCAGCGAGGGGAACUGGCGACUGGAACUGGAGAGUAAUAAUAAUAAUAAUCAUCAUAAUAAUCAGAAUAAGAAUAAUAAUAAUAGCAAAUCCUAUAUAUUUGUCUAUCUGGAGCAGAUCUGGGCAAAACAAGUCCACGAAGCUAUUUUUACUGGCUUGAGAGAUCAUUAAAAUAAGAGAAAAAUAAAGUUUUCUGUUCAAAUCUUUGACGAUGAACAGAUUUUUCCCUACGAUUUUUUUUCUUUUAAUUAAUAAUAAAUAUAUAAGCUAAACAUGAGAAUGCAUUGGAUCUAUUGAUUUCUGCAUACAUUUCCAGAAAAGGUCAAAUCUAACGAGUUUGCUACUGUACAGUAGCUGUCGUGGGACGUAAAGAAAACGGCCCCCGCUGAUAUGGGGAAGCUUCCUGCUCAGGCCUGCUCUAGACCAGUGGCUUCUGAAUGUGAAAGUUACACUGAAUCUUUUACCCCCACAGAAGAUUUUCCACUAAACCUUAUGCAUUCAUGUUUUUGUACAUCUCAUCUAACGUACUUGCUUGAGUAAACUGAAUGUUGAUUUAA